AUGGAUAAUCCAUUGGGCAACCGAAACUUAUCAAAUACUUACUUAUAACAAUAAAAUUACAAACUAAUAUAGCGUUUAGGAAUGGGUGCUUUUGGAGAGAUUUAUCUUGCUUAAAAUAAACAGAAAGAAGAAUUUGCUAUCAAAUUAGAAAGAACUAAUUGUUAAUAUCCACAAAUUCUAUAUGAAUCCAAAGUUUAUGCAUUCCUUCAUUAAGAUACAUAACAAUUAGAUAAAGGUAUUUAUUAAAUAUUAUUUUUUAAGGUAUUCCAAAAGUAUUUGGAGCAGCAACUGAAGGAGAUUAUAAUUAUUUAGUUAUGGAGCUAUUAGGAUAAUCAAUAGAAGAUUUGUUUGCUUAAUGUCAUCGUAAAUUAUCUAUUAAAACAGUAAUAUCAAUAUUAAUUAAGGUAUGUAUGCUUGCAGAACAAAUGGUUUCAAGACUUGAAUUCAUGCAUUCAAGAUCCUUCAUACAUCGUGAUGUUAAACCUGAUAAUUUCCUAAUGGGAUAUGGCAAAAAAUAAUCUAAACUAUAUGUAGUAGAUAUGGGUUUAGCUAAAAGAUAUUUAACAAAAGAUGGUCACAUUCCAUUUAAAGAAAAUAAACCACUUACAGGAACUGCUCGUUAUGCAAGUAUUAAUACUCAUUUGGGAUAUGAAUAAAGUAGAAGAGAUGAUCUAGAAGGCUUGGCUUAUGUUCUUGUUUAUUUAGCCAAAGGUACUCUACCCUGGAUGAAUCUUGCAUGCAAUAAUAAAAAUGAUAAAUAUGUAUUAAUAAAAGAAAAGAAAAUUAAAACUACUACUGAACAACUCUGCUAAGGUUUACCUGAUGAAAUGACUUUGUACUUAAAUUAUGUUAAGAAAUUAAAGUUCGAAGAAAAACCAGAUUAUAAUUAUUUGAGAAAUCUCUUCAAAUAAGUAUUACAUAAAUAAAAUCUUUAAUUGGAUUAUAUAUAUGAUUGGACAAAACCAGAAAAAAAGAAAUAAGAUAAUGAUUAAGUAGAUGCCAUUCGAAAAAUUAAAGAUGAAAUUGCUAAUAAAGAUUUAGAUCCUAAAUUAAAAUAAAUCCCUUAAUAACCUAUUAAAGCUUAAUCUAUUAUUGCACCUAAAAAUUAACAAAUUAAUUCUCCAAAAGUCAAUCAAAAAGUAUAACAAUAAUAAAUUCGACCUCAAUCUGCUCAAAAACCUGUAGUAGUUCCUAAAAGACCUUAAAUGCAAACACAACAAGCCAAAAAACCACCUGUUGAACCAAGAGUAGCAGCACCAAGAAUUGUAAUUAAUAAAGAACCUUACACUAAAUAUUGA
Paramecium primaurelia is the source of this 1298-nucleotide messenger RNA. The record is from the annotation of a GenBank genome assembly. Lineage: Eukaryota; Ciliophora; Oligohymenophorea; Peniculida; Parameciidae.